Molecule: messenger RNA, 2879 nt
Organism: Carassius gibelio (silver crucian carp)
Lineage: Eukaryota; Metazoa; Chordata; Actinopteri; Cypriniformes; Cyprinidae
Product: adenosine receptor A1-like
Exons: 2
Coding region: 985-1998 (337 amino acids)
Biological process (GO): G protein-coupled adenosine receptor signaling pathway
Cellular component (GO): dendrite; synapse; membrane
Molecular function (GO): G protein-coupled adenosine receptor activity
Source: RefSeq, a predicted model, not a curated record
CGGCAGGAUAAAUCUCAUGUCGUAAUUCUGUAUGCAAGAGCGAUUUCACCGCCCUUGAUGGAUUAUUAUGUCUCAUAUCUUUGGAGCAGACUAAUAUUACAAGAAACACUUGGGCACUGUAAGCCCCAUUUCUAUCCCGAGCGUCAACGUUAAAUGCUCACUUAAGACAAAUGCAAUGACGAGAAAAGGAGAUCGGGCUUUCUACAAAAGAAAGUAGCGUACGCAGGCUUGUCCCUCAGCCAUUCUCAAGGAGGGAACCAAAAUAGACAGCGCGGUGUUUGGGAUGGUCUCUUUUCACCGGUCAAAGGAAAACGUAACGACCUUUUUAUUUUUGUUGACAUUUUCAAGAAUCUACACAGGUUAGUUGGACUUCUUUGGAUCCCAAAAGUGUUUUAAAUUGUUAACAGGUCGAGUAUGGGUGAGACAAAGAGCUCUACCCAUCGACUGUUAUUCUGGGGCACCGCAUAGCUCACGAGAGUGCUGCGUGAGAACGACCCGCGCUCUGGACAAUAUCUGGUUUCACAUAUCCCAGGAACAAAUAUGGUGCGUCUUUCAAUUUAUUUCCCGACUCCCUGGACAUCCAGAGAAAUGCCUGACAGUUGUAGGUGACACUGAUACAUUUAUUUGAACGAUUUUGGGAUGAGUAAGUGGCGCGCGCAUCUCUCGCAUGAGCGCAGGUGGACCCAGUGAAGAGGCGCUAUAGCAAACGAAAAGAAAAAGCGAAAAACCCAGCGAUAUAUUCAGUUGAAUAUUUUGUAAGACACUUCUGUGGUUUUGAGGGGUUUAUUCUUAUCCCGUUCGUCCAUUUCCAACUGUAAAUAGGCAUGUGUGGAAUAAAGCUGAUCUUCUGAGGAGCAGAGUAUUAACGGGGGGAUUUUUCUCUGGACUACCAAGUUAAUCAAUUUACACAUCACUUUCACUUGAAGCCCCAUUGCCGUGUGGAUAUUAAUCGUAGCCUACUAUCGAUUCCCGUCGAGAGAAAGAAUGCCUGAGGACCUCUCCGCGGCCAAAGCCUUCUACAUGGGCAUGGAGGUGGUGAUCGCCGUGUCAUCCGUGAUAGGAAACGUGAUGGUGGUUUGGGCGGUAAAAAUUAAUAGAUCACUUAGAGAUACUACGUUUUGCUUCAUUGUUUCUCUGGCGCUCGCGGACAUUGCAGUAGGAGCGCUGGUCAUACCACUGGCGAUAACUAUAAGUAUCGGAUUCCAGACUCACUUCUACAGCUGUCUGCUGGUGGCGUGCACGGUGCUGGUUCUGACCCAAAGUUCCAUCCUCGCCUUGCUCGCUAUAGCCAUCGACCGAUACCUGAGGGUCAAGAUCCCAACCAGUUAUAAGCGAGUGGUCACUCCCAAACGAGCUGGAAUUGCAGUAUUCAUGUGUUGGACAGUGGCCUUUAUAGUCGGCUUGACUCCCAUGCUUGGCUGGAACAAUUUACACAACCUGCAACAUAAUGACAACGGCUCAAUCGACCUUGACCUCAUCGUCACCUGCCAGUUUGAGAACGUCAUCAGCAUGGAGUACAUGGUCUACUUCAACUUUUUCAGUUGGGUGCUUCCCCCUCUGCUUUUCAUGCUCAUCAUUUACUCUGAAAUCUUCUACAUGAUCCACAAGCAGCUAAAUACGAAGGUGUCCUGCCACUCUGAACCAAAUAAGUAUUACGACAAAGAACUGAAGCUGGCAAAGUCUCUGGCGCUAGUCCUUUUCUUGUUCGCUGUUAGCUGGCUUCCUCUCCACAUUAUGAACUGCAUCACACUCUUCUGUCCGAACUGUAAAAAACCCAUGUUUCUCAUUUAUAUUGCAAUUCUGCUGUCGCAUGGCAAUUCUGCUGUCAACCCUAUUGUUUAUGCUUUCCGCAUCAACAAAUUUCGUACUGCGUUUCAUAGGAUCUGGAAGCAGUACUUCUGCUGCAAGGAGGCUCCUCCCCCUGAGAGCCAGCCAAGUGAGAGACUGGAUAACAACCACUACAUCGCUGCCACCAUCGCUUUGGAACAUAGUGUCUGACUGGCAUCCCAGGAUUCUCUAAGGAGGUCGAAUAGCUUCUGCUGGCUGGACGUCCAAAGCUGUCACGUCCUGGUUUGUCUCUUUUGAAUGUAAAUCAGAGCUCACCACAGACUCUUGGAUUACUGAGACAGCAUUACUUUAAAAAGCACUGAAUGAGUCAAAAUCAUUUUGAAGACGUGGGGAAACCACAGGUAUACGUAUCCACCCAGACUGACCCAAAGACGGAAUCCAGUUGGUGGGCGGAGGUAUAAUUUGUGUAGGUGUUGUAAUUGCGCUUCUGCAAAGUUCACUAAAUUUAUCAGGAUUUCAUUUCAAUUUUAGUCUAUCUCCGUGUUCAAUCUGACUCAAAUUUAAAGUGGUCAUUAAAUUUAGGUGACAUUUCUUAUGAAAAACUGAUCACAAACAUUGAUUGUUCAUUUUUUAUUAUUUCGAUAUUUGAUUAUUCUGGAAAUCCCAUACUUUCAAUUAUUAAUUCAUUAAUGACCUGUAAUAGCUUAGUAAUUCACGGUGAACACACUUCACAGCCUGGCCAAUUUUGUUCUUAGUCAGAACAUGGCCAUUAAAUACUUUUAAGCACAUAACAAAAAGUGUAAUUUUUUCUUUAUAAUCAUGAAAACUAUAACUUGUUAAAUCAGUGACGGUCAGAAAUGGAUGAGUCAAGGGGCAGAUCUUCUCUUCAGAUUAGAAAGUUUAUCGUUUUCUUGCAUGGUUUCGGUUUUGUGGGAGUUCUUGACAUUUGGUUUCAGGAAGAGAUCAUUUUGCCUCUUACACAGUAAAUCUAACUUUAUUAAUCAGCCUUGACAGAUGUUUUUAAAUCAAAUUAGUUUACUAGUACUUGCAAUUAAAUUAUAAAAACAUAAGGUAUAAUGCACACAAUUGUG